Molecule: messenger RNA, 2117 nt
Organism: Colletes gigas
Lineage: Eukaryota; Metazoa; Arthropoda; Insecta; Hymenoptera; Colletidae
Product: odorant receptor Or1-like
Exons: 2
Coding region: 1084-1866 (260 amino acids)
Biological process (GO): detection of chemical stimulus involved in sensory perception of smell; sensory perception of smell
Cellular component (GO): plasma membrane
Molecular function (GO): olfactory receptor activity; odorant binding
Source: RefSeq, a predicted model, not a curated record
UUAGCAAAUAUUUCGGUCAUACACUAAGCGACUAUGUGAAUGUUGACAUUCACCGGUGAAAGUCGACAUUCUCCAGAUUUCGGUGUUUCACUGUAACAUAUACAUAUGUAUUCUCCGUUCAUUCUUCUUGCCAAUUCACGCAACAAAAUUUCGAUAAAUAAUAUAGUUUCCGUGGAACAUAUUUUCUUUACUGAAUUUCGAUAGAACAUUUUGAUGCAACGCCCGAAGUCACUGAACCUAUCUUACCAUUUUCGUGUUAGCGACAAACGCUAUCUUCUCAAAAUUAAAUAAAAUUGCAGCACUUUUACCAAUACGAAUUAAAACUAAGUACGUGAAGAAUUACUUCCUCGAAAACCAUUGAAAUCUGGAUAGAUUUAAAUCUGACUUACGCACGGAAACGUAAUCAAUAAAUUCUAUUGAAACCUGUUACCGAUGCACUGACUAAGUUGCCUCGUCGCGACUCUUUGCUUUUCCAUCUGUCGAAGAAAAUAAAAUUCAACGGGGGUCGUAAAACGCGUAUUUGAAAUAUGCAGACGGUCGAAUGCAAGAAUGAUGACAAUAUCUCGUAAGUUUCAGGUAUCGAUUCCCCCGUUUUCAUUAAAAAUUUCUAUUUUUGCAUUUUAUAUACAUCGCGGAAUUUAUCGUUCAAUUUUUUCUAUAUAUUUUUCACACUAAGUGCAACCGUGCAUAAUGUUUCGAUGGAAAACAUCGUACGAUAUGCAAAGUAGCAAUACGAAUGGUAAGAGCCACAUAGUUGCUCUUAUAAAAUAUAAAUAAGUCGCGUCGUCGCGUUCUCUGUUAUCAUGGUAAUAAUAUAGCGCGUAACAGGAAGCAAUUCGAAGAAAUUCAUUUCUUGGAGGGUAAACAAGAGAUACCUGUCGACAUUCCACAGUCUUCAGUGAACCCUAAACCUUCGACCAACAAACAAGCAGAAUAGCAUCCCUAGAGUAAGCUUGUCAAGAUCUAUGUCGAAUUUCGUGUUAAAGUAAUAAAAUUUCAAUUUAAACUAAACUAAACGCAAUUUCUGUGCAACUCUCUGUUGGGUAGUAUGUAAAAAACAAGAUAAAUUAUCUGCAGUAAAUAAUGCAUUUAUUACGGUGGAUAUUUAAGGUGAACACCUUUGCCGGCUGCUCGCAAACAUCUUCGUGGACGUCUCCGAUUAAAAAGUUUCUCUACACUGUUUAUACGUUCGUUCUGUUCGUCCUGUUACACAGCUUCUGUUUAACUCAAAUUUUGGACAUAGUAUAUAACGUCAAUAGUCAGGACGAGUUCAGCGAGAAUAUUUAUUGGACAGUGGGGGUCGCUCUUACUUGUUUCAAAAUGUGGAGCCUGUUACAUAAUCGUGACAAUUAUGCAAUUUUGAUCGACGAACUGGAAAGGAAGCCUUUGUUGCCAGCGAACACCGAAGAAAUCGAAAUUCGAACGAAAUUCGACAAGGUGGCGGAACGGAACGCAAUUGCUUACAUGACGGUAGUUGCAUUAAGUAUAGGAUGGAUGAUUUUAUCGUCGUUCUUAAAGAAAUUCCGAAAUCGAAAAUUAACGUACCGCGCCUGGUUACCGUACAACUAUUCUUCUUCCUCUAUUUUUCUUAUCACCUAUGCUUAUCAGACUGCGGGAAUCACACUCGCCAUGCUUUUGAACAUUGGUUGCGACACUCUACUCGGCGGCCUGUUAAUUCACACGUACGGCCAAUUCGAAAUACUACGGCAUCGUUUGAAUCAUAUUGCAAAGAAUGAGAAAGAUUCGGCGAAACAAUGUGCUCAUCUUCAUAACGAUAUAUACAAGUUGGUCAUCCAUUUUUUCUACAAGCUUACUUCAUUUAAUAAUUACACAGAAACAAAACCUUCUUUUUUUUAUCAAAAAUAAAAUAUCGGUAGAUAAAACAAAAGUAAUUGUAAGAAUUUUUAAAUUUGUUUUCACACGAAGAAUUAAUUAACCCGGAAAAAUCUUCCACAUUUUAAUAGAUACCCAAUGUACGCAUGAGAAAUUGCUAUAAAAAUUAGAAAAUAUUUCAUUCAAAUAGAAUAUAAUUGGUAAUAACGAAAAAAUGUGAGCUGAUUUAAAAGAUAAAUUAAAAAGAAGCUUAAUUAUUUUAAACCUAACACUUAUCACGAUCG